GCUUUAUUUCCAAGUAGUCUGCUCUGAGCUCCAUGACUCAGGGCAGUCCAGAAUCUUCCGGUCAGGCAAAAUGGGCACAGUGGUGUCUGUCCUGCUGUCCCUGCUACUCCUUCUGGGUCCUGCAGUCCCUCAGAAGACCCAAGCUGGGCCUUACUCUCUGAGCUUCUUCUACACUGGGCUGUCCAAGCCCAGGGACGGCUUCCUCAGCUUCCAGGCCACGGCCUACCUCAAUGACCAGGAUUUCUUUCACUAUGACAGUGAAGAUAGGAAGGCCAUACCCUCGUACCCCUGGAGCCAGAUGGAAGGAAUAGAGGACUGGGAGAACGAGAGUGAACUUCAGAAGGCCAGGGAGGACAUCUUCAUGGUGACCCUGAAGGACAUCAUGGACUAUUACAAGGAUACAGAAGAGGCUCACACCUUUCAGGGAAUGUUUGGCUGUGAGCUCCGGAAUAACAAAAGCAGUGGAGCAUUCUGGAGGUACGCCUACGAUGGAAGGAACUUCAUCGAGUUCAACAAAGAAAUCCCAGCCUGGGUCCCCCAGGACCCAGCAGCUCUGAACACCAAGCAGAAGUGGGAGGCGGAAAAGGUCUACGUGCUGCGGGCCAAGGCCUAUCUGGAGGAAGAGUGCCCAGCGAUGCUGCGGAGUUACCUGCAAUACAGCAAGAUCCACCUGGACCGACAAGAUCCCCCCACCGUGUCCAUCACCAGCCACUGGACCCCAGCAGACUCACUCAAGUGCCGAGCCGAUGGCUUCUACCCACGAGAAAUUGAGCUGCACUGGAUUCAGGGGGACGAUACACAGGAGGCUGAGGGGGGAGACGUUGUUCCCAGCGGAAACAGCACUUACCAGUCCUGGGUGGUGAUGUCAGUUUCCCCGCAGGACAGAGCCUCCCGCUCCGGCUCCGACUCCUACUCCUGCCGCGUGAAGCACAGCAGCUUGGCCCAGCCCCUCACUGUGCUGUGGGCGGGAGCGAGGGCUGAAGGCUCCGAGGGCACCCGGGGGCAGUAGCCACCCCUCCUGCGGGACAGGAGAGACGAGCUCUAGAGGCCAGGGGUCAGGUGGUGGAUUCAGGGACACAGAAGCCUAGAAUGCCGGCCACGGAGCUGACUCACGGCUCAGUUGUCUUGCAAAACCCCCUUAAUCUAAUCUGUGAAUCAAAUCAACAGUAAUCACCUUGCCUAGCACACAAUGUAGAAAAGCAUUUUUUUAAACAGAGAUGAUACAAAAAUGGGAGUAGAUGUUACCCUUCAUCCUGUGCUUCUAAGCCUUCGAUUCAUCUGAAAUUCUUGGUAUCGACUUAAAGCAACGUUUACAGGGCAUCCUGCCCUGGGGGGUCCACUGUAGCAUGGCGUGGACCGUCUGGUCCCUUGCGCCUUGUUCAGGAGCCCACUGUGGAUGUCCCCUCUGUUGUGAGGUCGUAGAACCUCUUUAAUACAACCCACGCCUCUUCUGUGCCUCAGUUGCCCAGACCUGCCUCCUCCCAGUGAGCAGCCACCCUCCAUUCCAGGUUCCCACACCUUCUGGUCUUGGAGCCGCCACAGACCCUAGCUCAUCUGAGAGGCUUCCUCCCUCCAGGACGCACUCCCAGGAAAACAGGAAUCAGAUGUUCUUGGACUCCCUCCAAA
Molecule: messenger RNA, 1626 nt
Organism: Leptonychotes weddellii (Weddell seal)
Lineage: Eukaryota; Metazoa; Chordata; Mammalia; Carnivora; Phocidae
Gene: AZGP1
Product: alpha-2-glycoprotein 1, zinc-binding
Biological process (GO): positive regulation of T cell mediated cytotoxicity; antigen processing and presentation of endogenous peptide antigen via MHC class I via ER pathway, TAP-independent; immune response
Cellular component (GO): external side of plasma membrane
Source: RefSeq, a predicted model, not a curated record